CCUUCUUUACGCCCUCACCCAGCCGCAUCACUCACUUUUAUCGCCGCUUCCUUCUACGCCCGGUACCGAAGUUAUUUGCAGCGAUCAAAGAUGCCCAAGUCGAAGCGUGAUAGACCAGUUACUUUAUCAAAAACCAAGAAGAAAGGAAGGGAACAUAAGAAAUCAAUGGUGGAUCUAAUCAGGCAGGCUGUGGAAAAUUACAACUCAAUUUAUGUUUUCACUGUUGAGAACAUGAGAAACCUCAAGUUCAAGGAACUCAGGGAGCAACUAAAGUCGUCUAGCAGAUUGUUUUUUGGAGCAAACAAAGUCAUGCAGGUUUCUCUUGGUCGAACUGCUUCCGAUGAGAUUCAACCAGGCCUAUACAAGGUUUCUAAGCUUCUGCAUGGCAAUACUGGACUUUGUUUCACAAACUUACCGAAAGAAGAGGUUGAGAGAUUAUUUAACGAGUAUGUGGAUUAUGAUUAUGCAAGGACUGGAAGUGAAGCCACAGAAAAGGUUGAGCUUAAGGAAGGUCCUCUGGAGCAGUUCAGCCAUGAAAUGGAGCCUUCUCUACGGAAGCUAGGAUUGCCCGUUCGCUUGAACAAGGGUGUGGUGGAGCUUGUAUCGGACUUUACUGUAUGUGAGGAGGGCAAGUCUCUUUCACCAGAGUCAGCUGGCAUACUGCGUGCCUUGGGGAUAAGGAUGGCAACUUUUCGCCUGAAUUUGGUAUGCCGGUGGAGUCCUGGUGAGUUCGAACUUUACAUUGAUGGACCAGAUAAUUCUGACAUUGAAACUGCCUAGAAGAACCCCCAACACAAUAUUUUCCGAUUAGAAUUAUAUAUAUAUGGGAUGGAUGGAUGAAUGAAUGCAUGAAUGAAUGACACUCUCCCCCUAGGAUUAGAUGCUAUAAUUUGAAUGGGAUCGGACUUCUCUCUUUUUUGUAUUUUUUUUCUUCUUUCUUUUGUGUAAAUUAUUCAACAAAUUUUGAAGGGUAUGUGCCCAAAUCUUGUUUUGUUGUCUCUAGUGAGGAUGAACGGAUGUUACUGUGACUGGUUGGUAGAUUUUGAUUUGUAUUAUUGUCAGAUCGUUGGUCUUUAAAUU
Molecule: messenger RNA, 1080 nt
Organism: Cucurbita moschata (crookneck pumpkin)
Lineage: Eukaryota; Viridiplantae; Streptophyta; Magnoliopsida; Cucurbitales; Cucurbitaceae
Product: mRNA turnover protein 4 homolog
Exons: 9
Coding region: 91-780 (229 amino acids)
Biological process (GO): ribosomal large subunit assembly; ribosomal large subunit biogenesis; nuclear-transcribed mRNA catabolic process
Cellular component (GO): preribosome, large subunit precursor; nucleolus
Molecular function (GO): RNA binding
Source: RefSeq, a predicted model, not a curated record